ACACAGAACAAAGUAGAACUUUAAAACAUUAGGAUGUUGAACUUAACCUAAAAUUUGUUGCAAUUUAAUGUUCAGUACUAAUAUGCUAUAAAAUAACUUAGCAACUUUAUGUUUAAAUUAAAAUCCCAAACCGCCAGUGCAGUUGGAAAUGCCUACGAGUAAUGAUAAUGUAUUUUCACAAUGGUGGUGACCUAUUCUUGAGUGUUCCCACCACAAAACACAACGCUCAGACUAUGGGAAAAGUUCACAUGGUGAUGUGGCUCUACAGGUACACCGUGAUGGUGUAGAGAAGCUUGUUUAAGUGGAAAUGGAGGGAGCGCGGAAUGUCCGUGAAGUAAUCGACCUGGUGUCCGAUGGAGACUCCAGCGAUGUUAUGGAGUGCUCGGACAGCGGAGGUGAAGAAGAAGACUCGAGUGAUGACGUUGAAGUCAUCUCAGACCCAGACUGCUCCAUGCAUAGCAGUUGCAACGCAUCGCCUGGUGUGCAAGUUGACAGUGAGAAACAGCCGAGAAGCGUGUUCAUAAAGCAACUGGUGCAAGUGGUGACCGUAAAGCAGGAGCCCGUUACUAAUGGCUAUGAGCCUUUCACCAAGAAUCAUGAGUCUGUAACCAAGAGUUAUGAGCCUAUAGGUAAUGGUUAUGAGCCUACUGACAGGAGUUACGAGCUUGUAAACAAUGGUUAUAAGCCUGUAAACAAGAGUUACGAGCCUGUAAGCAAUGGUUACGAGUCUGACACUAAGAGUUGCGAUCCUGUAAGCAAUGGUUACGAGUCAGACACGAAGAGUUGUGAUCCUGUAAGCAAUGGCUACGAGUCUGACACAAAGAGUUGUGAGCCUUGCGUUCCUCUUGGGCAAGUGAAGUCAGAAGUGGAUCCUGAUGUCCUGGACGCCCAGCCCAGGAUAGAAGAUGUGACAAUAUUUGGUCAGGAAGAUGAUUGUUUUGGGCGAGGGAUCCAAGCAGUCAUUGCCAAGCUGGGAGUUGAGAACACUUUACGGACGCUCGGAGAACCAGUGGGUGACAACGUCGCUCCCGGCCGUCCGGGCGAGCUGCAGGUUCCAGUGGAACAGACAAUCGAGGAGGACUCGGCAUCGGGGAAGAAGGAAGUGGGUGAGUGCGGUGAGCCACGCGCCCGCCCGGUGUUCUGCGGAGUGUGCGGUCGGACGUUCUACGACGAGGCUGCCUUGCAGAAGCACGUCCGGACGCACUACGAGGCGCGCACGGCCAAGUGCCUGCUGUGCGGGAAGAUGUUCCGCGACAAGUCCCGGCUCAGCUACCACAUGCUGGACCACACGGGGGAGCGCCCCUACCGCUGCCACGUGUGCGGCUCUCGCUUCAAGAUCCCGUACCACCUUCAGUACCACAUGUUCUCGCACACGGACGAGCGGCCCCACGCCUGCGAGACCUGCGGCCGCCGCUACAAGCAGUUCUGCCACCUCAAGCAGCACCGCAAGAAGCACGACGAGUUCUUCGCGCUGAAGUGCCCCGAGUGCGGCAAGGUAUUCCACGGCGCUGGCACCUUGAAGUCGCACCGCUACAAGCACACUGGCGAGUGGCCCCACCGCUGCCGCGUCUGCUCCAAGGGCUUCUCCAACCUCAAGUGGUGCGAGAUCCACGAGGCCAAGCACAAGGACCCGUCUUCCCGAGUGCUGCCCCUUCUCCCGGGAGCCGGUGCACGGACUGCAUGCCCGAGGGAUGACCCCACUCCGCCGGCGAACUUUACCCUUGAUACGUCGGACAUCAAGACGGAACUACCUGAGCUGACGGAACAACCUUUCCCGUACGGCGGUUUCUUCAUCUCGUAGGAACCAGCUGAUUGGAGGGUGCGUGCGUGUGUGUUCUUCGUUGCAGACCAGGGGCACUCCCUGGCAAGCUGACUCUCCAAAGUGCAUUUUAUAUAUAUAUUUAUAAUCACCGUCAGUCCGACGCGUCUCUUGUUCUGGAUCAGAGUCCAAGGAAACUCCUAAGGGGAAAAUACUAUUUUUUCAUUAUGUUUAUCUCAACAAAAAUGUCUCUACAUGCAGGUCUGAAAAUUUCCGCUAACUAAACAUUGUUCUCAGAGUCAUGGUUAUAUGUUAUAAACGCAUGCAAUUACUAACAGAGUGAUAUUAGUUUCCGGCACAUAUGCAUUUAAAACAAUAUGUGGGAGAUCAGUUUGAACUACCUUACUUUUAAACUGUGUCGCACAGAAAAAAGAGACCAUAUUGUAAAGUAACCGUGCAGAAUCCCAACGUUGUUGGUCGUCAGUAUGUUUACAAGUCAAGUCAUCUAAAAAUAGCUCUUACCUUUCCUUCGUGCAACAGUAACAUAAGUACUGCCAAGUGUGUGGACUCCAUGUGACAGCAACAUAAGAUGGCCUUUCGUAUACGAUGAGUAGCAAAUAUAUGAUCUUCAGACUUCCGUGAAUGUCUUGGUUUAUAGCAGGAAAAUAUGGGACCGGUAUAUGGUUUAUAAUCAUGUGGAAACUGGCUUGUUAGGUAUGGGUGAUUAAAGGGAAACCAUACAGAUGCAGCAAAACUUCCUGUUCAUAGUUUAUCAAAUAGAUGACACAUUAAGUCUUGAAUUUGUUUAUUUAGAGUUUCCUUUUAUUUCGCUAGACAUGAAGAACAAGAAAUAUGUCCGACAAGCUACUAGAAGUGUUUCUAGUUUGCCAGCCAUUCGCAAACAUUUACUAAACCAUAGAAGAACUUUUUUUGCUAAGCAAUUUUAUUUUAUUGGGAUAACCUCAGCCUAAUGUGGUGUCACUUUCCUUCCGGCUUGUCAGAUAAAAAUUUUCUUGCUCUUGAUAUUUAGCAAAAAAACAAAUAGGAAACCCAAAAUACAUUAAUCAAAGACUUAGGUAAGUGUCUUGUGAAUUCCACCAUCUCUUUGAAUGUACAGCAAAAUUAAAUAAUUAAUACAAAAAUUAAUAAUGUUCUCAGGCUUUCACGGUCAUUGUCUGAAGUAGCUUGGCUUCUGGGUUGUAGCUGUGUCCUUGGCAAAUAAUUCACUGACGUUUGCGAUCAACAUUGCAGUCGCCAUCAUCAGUAGGUAACUUCCCCCUGAUGAUGGCGACUGCAAUGUCGACUGAAACGUCGGUGAAUUAUUCACCAAGGAUACAGCUGCAACCCAGAAGCCAAGCUUCUUAUUACAAAAAUUAUUUUAAAACAUGUUAGAUUUGCAUCUGUGGUAAAAGGAAAGUGCAAACUGGUUCUAGAAUUUUUCUUUUUAAAUUGCUUUUUUUUUUUUUAACAAACAUUUCAGAUCAACAGUAGUCAAAAAAUGUUCCCGUUGGCUUCACUGUAGCAGGAAUCUAGCAUCCUUGUGUUCGAGCAAGUCAAGGUCAGAAUCUUGCGCCAGUUACAACUGCCCUGUUGAGUUGUUGGUGACCCUGUGCGCCGACUGGUCGACAACUUCAGUGCAGUCCCGUCUUGCCGUAACCUGCAGUGGGCUACAGGUCCUUUGAUAGUAACGCUUUCAGGACUGUUCUCAAGCAGGUUAUUAGCUCACUCAUUUAGUCAUUUGUACGCUUUCCUUCAUCUUAAAUCAGAAUGAUUACUGACCUAUGCCGAGAUGUAUUUUGUAUUAAAACUUAAAACACAUUAAUCACUGCAGGAUUUGCCAGUCUAGUGUGUGUUGAGGUAAGCGUAACGAACGAGAAUGUAAUGGGCAGGGCUGUUGUAACAAGGAUUUAAUCUGAUUCUGCGGAUAGAAGAUACGGCAAGCAAGCGUUCGCUAGCGCAGCCCCGGGGCUCAGAUUCAGUAAUCUCACUCUUUGUCAGAUGGGUGAUAGCUACCACUAAUUCUCUUACCCACCGUAGGUUGAUCUGUUUCAAACCUCGUGACUGCAGAUCAAUUUCAGUUUACCUAGAGCUGAUGCUAAAAAUGUAUUUUUGAUUCACAACUUGGGAAUACAUUUGCUAAUGUAAUUAUUUAAGCUAUGUAAAAUAAUACAGUUAGUCUUCUGCAAUCAACUUAUCAUUUAUAAACCUCUUUUGUCUUUGAGCAGGUGAAUGUUAAAGUUCGUAUUUAAUAAUUUUAUAGCCAGGAAUGAGUUGUAAUCAUGUCCUGUGAUUUUGUGCACAUAUCUUGUUGAAUGUGAGAGCUCAAAUGUGUAAAGGCACUCUAUCCAUGUUGUUAACAGUUUGUAGAUGGAUGCUUUUGCUUGUAUGCGAGGUGUUUUGCCUCAUUCAGUUGGGCAAAAUAAUUACAUAUGUUGAUAAUAACAAUGCUUGAUGACAGUUCUUUUUGAACUCUGGACUCAGUGUUGGUGAAAAACACAGUUAUGUCAUACUUGUACUCCAGUAAACAGAGGGAGUGAAUCUGUAUCAAUACAAACUUGAAGGGACCAUGAUAUUGGCACUUGCAUUAAUUAGGCAUGCAUCAAUCAAACUUUUCCACUAUUUAUUUAAGCAAGUUCAUUCUUUGUGAUGAUUUUGAUCUAUUCUGUCCAAAAAUUAUUACGUACUUAAGAAUCUCUUUUUUCUUCACCCACUUACAUAACAGGAAAAGAAAAUAUUCCAAACAAUAUCAGUGUAGUUUGCAUUAUUUCUUGCCACCAUGAAAAUACUUUUAUAAAGAAGUUUUUCUCAGAAUGUGUAUUGAUGAAGUUUUACUGUGAAACGUUCCAGCUAUUUAUUUGGCCAAACCAAAGAAAAGAAAAAUUCCUUGUGGCCAAGUGUACUACAGUGUCAAUAAAAAAAUAGGUAGCAGCCUGUGCGAGGCUAGGAAGAAGGUAGCACCCUGUGCGAGGCUAGGAAGAAGGCAGCACCCUGUGCAAGGCUAGGAAGAAGGUAGCACCCUGUGCAAGGCUAGGAAGAAGGCAGCACCCUGUGCGAGGCUAGGAAGAAGGCAGCACCCUGUGCAAGGCUAGGAAGAAGGUAGCAUCCUGUGCGAGGCUAGGAAGAAGGCAGCACCCUGUGCGGGGCUAGGAAGAAGGCAGCACCCUGUGCGGGGCUAGGAAGAAGGCAGCACCCUGGGCGAGGCUAGGAAGAAGGCAGCACCCUGUGCGAGGCUAGGAAGAAGGUAGCACCCUGUGCGAGGCUAGGAAGAAGGCAGCACCCUGUGUGAGGCUAGGAAGAAGGUAGCAUCCUGUGCGAGGCUAGGAAGAAGAUAGCACCAUGUGCGAGGCUAGGAAGAAGGUAGCACCCUGUGCGAGGCUAGGAAGAAGGCAGCACCCUGUGUGAGGACAAAAAGGAUCACAGACAACAUAGAAGCUGUUGUGGUCAGCGAAUUAUGAUUUUGGCAGGCAAUGCAUUUAUUGUGAUUUCCAAAGAUAAUUUUUGACACGCAAAGUAGGUUUGUUUGAAGUAUAGCGUACAUCACAUCAUAUUACAGCACGUAACUUACAUAUACUUAUAAUACAAAACUUAUUUUUUUGAAGUGAUUAAAAUAAUUGAAAUACUUAUUAGGAAAAUAAAUCUAUGAUUUUUUUUAUUUAUUUUAUUGAUUUAAAAAAAAUAUUUCCAGAUGUUCCAAAAAUACUGAUUACUCAUCAUACACUGUUGUUUGUAAUUCCCUUUUUUACAACCGUCGACUAUUCACCCGUGAUCAGUGUCAGCAAUGAGACUGGCUAGAAGUAGUACGAACAUGCUUAUCCACAUGGUCUAUUUUUGUGUUGUAUGUGUAUAUACAAGUGCAUGCUGGCGCACCAUAGUCAGAGCAAAUGCUGUCUGGGAUUGGUUACUCUCAGCCAAUCAGAGAGGGAGACCGGAAAAAGACCAUCCAGACGUCACUACGUAACAAUAUCAUCUGAUAUGCUGGAAAAUGCGUUUUAUAAUUAAUCCAACAGUUUACUCAUAGAGGCUGUAUUUUUCAUCAGAAUUUUUUGCAAAGUAUCUUAAUCAAUGUAGACAUCAGAAAUUAUUGAGGAAUUUUUUUGUUCAAGAAUAAUUUUUGAAUAUUAUAUAAUUGUCACAAUACAGUAUAGUUUUAUUUGAUUGUAAUAAUAAAGUGGUUACGAUAAAUUUGUUUAAAGUGUAUUAAAUAGUACAAAUGGGCAGAUUUGUACCGUUUUAAUAGUAAAACCUAUACCAAAGAAAAUAAGUGAAGGAUAGUGUAAAAAUGGGAUUUCACUGAUAUGUAUAGUGCACCCAUGUAUCACAUUAAUAUUUCCCCUGCAUUGAAGUUGUCAUGAACUUUAAUAAACCGUGCUGGAGUGAUUUUUGACAUAUAAUUUCAAUUUAUUUAUAUGUACUCCAGUGUUAUAAAUUUUUACAUUAUUAAUGCCUUACCUACUUAAUACUCUUAUCUCGUAAUUAACAUCCACAGGCUAGAGACUGAAGGUCAAACUUAAUGUGUGUUUUUGUUUAGGCAAGAAAUAGUUUAAAGCAAUGAAGAAAGUAAAUUUUUCCAGCUGUAUCUUAUCAUCAUCAAUCAUCAUCCAUCAUCAUCAUCAACUGCUUUCCGCCUGUGGCCAGGUCAGCAAAGUAAAAUGCCUUGAUCUUCCUCUGUUCCUCCACCAUUCCUCAUCCUUCACUUUGACCAAUCUUCUUCUUUCUCUCCUGCACUAUCUGCUCUUCCCAUCUCCUCUUUGGACUUCCUUGGGGUCUUUCUCCUGUCUACUUCAACUCCACGGGUCGAGAUGGAGAUCUGUAUACUUGUAAAAAUUGUAAAAGGAGUGAAGUUGUUAGUUUAUUGUGUUACAAGGGAAAAAAUGAUUUUUAUAAGUUUAAUAAGUAGACGUGCAAUUCUUGAAUUGCCAAGAAUUGAUUAUGUUGAGGUCCCACCUCUGAUGAUGUUUGUACAUUGCUGUUCAUACGUUAAUCUUUAAUAUUCAUGCACAGUCAAUUUUUUUCAACAGAAUAUGUUAAAUUUUUUUGAUGUUUAUACAACGCUGUAAUUAGUCAUUGAUUUCAAUGCCACAAAAUUUUGUAUGUUGUAUGUGUUGUCUGAACAAAAAUAGAACAUUAUGUGGCUGGUGUAGAACUUGCACUUUUGAUAUUCCUAGUUUUCAUGUUGGAGUCUGAAACCAGUGCCCACAUUCACAGUUCUUAUUCCCAUCACUGCUGUAUGAAUAUGUAGCUAGUGAAAGAUUAGUGAAAUCAUGUACAGAGAGUGUGUACUCAAUAAUGAGUACAAUUAUGUAGGAGUUGUUGGAAUGUUAAUGUACCUGAAAGAUAUUUGUUUGGUGUGUACAGUAUUAUUGAACCUGCUUACUAACAUAGGUAGUUGUAGCAUAGUCGAUUAAAAUAAGGGUUGCAUUUUCUAGCAGUUUAAGUCAAUUUUAUUUCCGUCAGUCAAUGUUGGACUGAAUUUUAAAACCUGUAAAGCAUUAAAAUUUUUAUUUAGGUAGCUCAAUUUACCUGUCUAGUUGUACCAAGGUCAUGUUAACACAUCUUGUACACAAAAAAUUAAAUGAUUUAUGAAAUACUAUGUUAUUAAAAGGUUGGCAUGCUCU
Bacillus rossius redtenbacheri is the source of this 7374-nucleotide messenger RNA. RefSeq names its product zinc finger protein 358-like. Bases 308 to 1801 code for a protein of 497 amino acids. Gene Ontology annotation, molecular function: DNA-binding transcription repressor activity, RNA polymerase II-specific; RNA polymerase II cis-regulatory region sequence-specific DNA binding. Gene Ontology annotation, cellular component: nucleoplasm. Lineage: Eukaryota; Metazoa; Arthropoda; Insecta; Phasmatodea; Bacillidae. The record is from RefSeq and is a predicted model, not a curated record. Gene Ontology annotation, biological process: regulation of transcription by RNA polymerase II. The transcript is spliced from 7 exons.